This is a messenger RNA of Saccostrea cuccullata (small rock oyster), 324 nucleotides long. RefSeq lists its product as uncharacterized. The record is from RefSeq and is a predicted model, not a curated record. Gene Ontology annotation, molecular function: zinc ion binding; metalloendopeptidase activity. Bases 1 to 324 code for a protein of 107 amino acids. The transcript has 2 exons. NCBI's taxonomy places the organism in Eukaryota, Metazoa, Mollusca, Bivalvia, Ostreida, Ostreidae.
AUGGAAGUCAAUGGAUUGGACUACACCUUUACAUUGCUGACUGGCACGCCUACGAUACCGUAUGGAGAAAUUACAGAUUGCAAUGGUGAAGCAUUUCGGAGUCCCUGUCCACAUUUCGCAAGUGCAACCAUCAACACUAAAGGAACAGGGCUGGUUAUUGACCCCUCUUUAACAUGGGAAACUCUUGAUGGCAGUUACCCGGAGAUGAGAGAUUUUAAAAAAUCAACAGAUUCCGAGAUUUCCUUUACCUGUGCAGAAUGGUGUGCAACGUGUGGACCAAAGUCAGGACCCAUUACAUUUCAAGUGUCAAACGAAUUUAGUUAG